Molecule: messenger RNA, 4056 nt
Organism: Theobroma cacao (cacao)
Lineage: Eukaryota; Viridiplantae; Streptophyta; Magnoliopsida; Malvales; Malvaceae
Source: RefSeq, a predicted model, not a curated record
UAGCCCCCCCUCCCCCCAUUUCUCUUCCCUCCCUGUUCCUUCUCUCGUUUUCUCCCUCAUUUAUACCCUCUUCCUUCUUCUUCUUCUAUCUCCCCCCUUCAUCAAACCUCAUACUUCUUUGCUUGUCACUCUCUCUUCUUCACCAUGACCAUAACAUAACCGAAAACCAAAUUGUGUCCUGGAACCAAACACGGCCUUAAACUGGAAUGGCUUCAGCAAACUCUCUACCGCCAACAGACCCGUCUUCUUCCACGGAAGACCCAGCUGCAAAAGCCGUGAACAAGCGAUACGAGGGGCUCAUCACGGUUCGAACCAAGGCUACCAAGGGCAAAGGAGCCUGGUACUGGGCCCAUCUGGAACCAAUUCUCGUUCGAAACCCGGACACCAACCUCCCCAAAGCCGUUAAACUUAAGUGCUCCUUGUGCGACGCCGUCUUCUCCGCCUCCAACCCUUCCAGAACGGCCUCCGAGCACUUAAAACGCGGCACUUGCCCCAAUUUCAGCUCCGUUUUGAGACCCAAUUCCUCGCUCUCUCCUUUACCUAUAUCUUCAUUGGCUUCCCCUUCUGCUUCUUAUCAUCAUCAUAAUCAUCGAAAGCGAAGUCCCUCAGUAGCUAUCGUCUCUCCUUUACAAAACCAAGUAAGUAAUAACAGUAACGAUGAUAAUAAUAACGCGUUGGCUAUAGUUGAGUCGACUCGUUUGCUGGGUUUCUCGAGUCAUAAUAAUAACAAUAAUGCUGGGUUGACUCAGCAGCAUUUGGUUUUAUCUGGUGGGAAAGAAGAUUUAGAUGCAUUAGCAAUGUUGGAAGAUAGUGUUAAGAGGCUUAAGAGUCCUAAAACUUCUCCUGGUCCAGCUUUAAGCAAGGACCAGAUUGAUUCUGCAUUCGAUUUAUUAGCUGAUUGGUUCUAUGAGUCUUGUGGGUCAGUCUCCUUUUCGAGCCUCGAGCACCCAAAGUUUCGGGCUUUCCUUAGCCAGGUUGGGAUGCCUGCUGUGUCAAGGAGGGACCUCUCGGGUGCACGGCUUGAUAAUAAGUUUCAUGAGGCCAAGAGGGAAUCCGAGGCUAGAAUCAGGGAUGCAAUGUUCUUUCAGGUUGCCUCUGAUGGGUGGAAGAGAAAAAAUUGUUGCUGUUGUAGUAGUAGUUAUACUAGUAGUAGUACUAGCUCAUGCUGUGUGGAGGAGAAUUUGGUUAAAUUUAGUGUUAAUCUUCCGAAUGGGAGCAGCGUGUACCAGAAGGCAGUCUUUACUGGCGGAUCAGUGACUUCCAAGUAUGCGGAGGAGGUUUUGUGGGAGGCAGUAAUGGGGAUUUCUGGAAGUGGUGUGCAGAAGUGUGUAGGAAUAGUUGCAGAUAAGUAUAAGGCGAAGGCAUUGAGGAAUUUGGAGAUCCAGAAUCAUUGGAUGGUUAAUCUAUCUUGUCAACUUCAAGGUUUUGUUAGUUUGAUAAAGGAUUUUAGCAAAGAGCUACUCCUUUUCAGGACUGUCACUGAGAAUUCCUUAAAGCUUGCAAAUUUUGUAAAUAACAAGUCGCAAGUUAGAGCAAGCUUUCAAAAGUAUAGGAUGCAGGAGCUUGAGUGUGCCGGGUUGAUACGGGUUCCUUCCAACAAAUGCGAUUGCAGCAGUAAUAUUGCACAUGUUUUUGCAAUGUUGGAGGACAUACUGAACUGUUCCCGAGUACUUCAGAUGGUUGUGUUGGACGAUUUUUACAAGGUGAUCUGUGUUGAGGAUCCAGUUGCACAGGAAGUUGCUGGGAUUGUCCAAAAUGAGGGGUUUUGGAAUGAUUUGGAGGCAGUUUAUUCACUGGUGAAGUUGAUCAGAGGUAUGGCUCAAGAGAUUGAGGUGGAGAGGCCACUUAUUGGGCAAUGCCUUCCGCUCUGGGAGGAGUUGAGGUUAAAAGUGAAGGAAUGGUGUACCAAGUUCAACCUUGCUGAAGCACCUGUUGAGAAAAUUGUUGAAAAGAGAUUUAGAAAGAACUACCACCCUGCAUGGUCAGCUGCUUUUAUACUUGAUCCGCUUUACUUGACACGGGAAACUAGUGGAAAAUACCUUCCACCAUUCAAGUGCCUGACUCAUGAGCAGGAGAAGGAUGUUGAUAAGCUCAUAACUCGUUUGGUUACCAGGGAAGAAGGUCAUGUUGCACUGAUGGAGCUCAUGAAAUGGAGAUCAGAAGGGUUAGACCCACUGUAUGCCCAAGCUGUUCAGGUUAAACAGCGAGACCCUGUGACUGGCAAAAUGAAAAUUGCUAACCCCCAAAGCAGUAGGCUAGUAUGGGAAACUUGUCUUAGUGAAUACAAGUCAUUAGGAAAGGUUGCAGUGAGGCUUAUAUUCCUACAUGCAACUUCUUGUGGGUUUAAAUGUAACUGGUCUUUGAUGAAGUGGAUUUGUGUCCACAGACACUCACGAAUAGGCCUUGAGAGGGCUCAGAAGAUGAUAUUUAUUGCAGCUCAUUCAAAGCUUGGCAGGAGGGAUUUCUCCAAUGAGGAAGAAAAGGAUGCAGAGCUGUUUAUGAUCAGUAGUGAGGAUGAUAUGCUCAAUGAAGUCUUUGCAGAUGCACCAUAAGUAGUUGGGUUUGCUUGGACCAGUUGAGCUUGUGGUGAACCAGAUUUUGAUAUCCACCCAAAUGGGUCAACCUCGGAUGAACUUCAGAACAUAUCUUUGUUGCUGAAGGGCACUUCUUGCUGAUAUGAUCGACUGUAUUGCCUGGGUUGUCUGGUUUUGCUAAUGUGGAUCCCCACCAUGAGGAGUGGAUGUCCAUCUCAGUGCUUUGGUUGUCGUUGUCAAUGAAAAGAAAGGACUAAGGGGCCUCCCUCCCCCCCUUGCCCCUAUUCUCGGUUUUUUUAUUAGUUUUUUAUUGGUCUUGGCAGGCUUACUCCCAUCAUCUUCGGUAGCUUGUCUUUUAAACAUUCCAAUUAUGGUGACAUUCUUACUCUCAGGCUGGGCCCUUUUUUUUUCCGAAACUUUUAUUGUCAAUAUUGAAAACUGAAGUUUUGCGGGGUUAUCGGUUAGGAUAGCUGCUACAAAGUUUUGAGCAAAGUGGAAGCAAAGAGGUCUGUCGGCUUCGGGAGGCACAUAAGAUGGCUGAUAGGGAUAUUGCAACAAACUUGACCUGAUUUUGCAAGUUCUACAUUUCUGUGAGCAUAGUUGACUAACUCAGCAGGAACUUGGAACUGGAAUUAAGGGCCUGCAGUUUCUGGCAGGUGGAGCGUUCGAAUGCACUGCAGAUACCACAUGUGGGUAUAUGCUAUGAUUAUUGUAACAGUACCCGUAAUCGGUGAAAAGGUAAGUUUAGAAUGAAGGCUAAAAAUAGCAUAUGAGGUUUUUGAUUGGUCAUGAUAUUAAUUUUUUCCCAAUACUAGCAAAAUUGCCCACUAUCUUUAAUUUCUUAUCGAUCACUCUUCAUGUCACACCGCUGAGCAAUCUCAUAAAAAUUUUUCUAGAAGCCAUUGCCACAGCAAUUCCUCUAUUGGCUGGAAGCCCUAUCUAAUAAUUUGAACUUUGCACCGUAGCACUGGCAUUUGCUCUUUCUCUGUCUUCAGGCUUGGCUUAGGUUUGUCUACCGACCUUCAUGUGUAGUUGGUAUGUUAUCACAAAACGUUGAAAUUACUUGAGUUUUCACCUUUAGAGUCAACUAAAGUCAGCGCACAGGAGCAGAGUGAAUGUAGAUUUUCCACCAUUUCAUUUGUCGUUGCUAUUUGAAUUUGGAGGAGGGACAGACAGGGGCCUGUCGGCAAGGCCAAGUAACGCUGACCGCUCACCAACUAGAAAGGAGGCUUUUUUAACCCGUAUGGUAUGCCUUAUUGUUCAUUCCACUAAUUUUCUUUGGUAAAGGGGAAGGAGGUAUAAUCAUUAGUAUAGGACAGGACCAUCUUUCUACAAGAAUCUUGACACUUUCAAUGCUACCCCAUGAUUAACCUUCCUUUUUAUCAUCUUUUCUUUUUUGUUUUCCCCUUUUCCACUUAUACAGCUCUUGAUUGUUUUUGAAUUUGAAGCAGAUCCAUGUAAAGACAUGUGAGAUGAUGUUGAUUUGGAUUGCCAUUGGUAUAAUAUUCAUUGCUUUGUGGCC